CCUCACUUCCGCUCCUGCGCGCUGGGGCCCUGGACAACCAAGCUGACUGGAGGACAUGGCCACUUCUCGCUUACCCCCAGCGACGCUAACGCUAAAACAGUUCAUGAGAAGGCAGCAAGUUCUCCUCCUCUACAGAAGGAUUUUGCAAGCAAUUCGGCAAGUUCCAAAUGAUUCUGAUCGCAGAUACCUGAAGGACUGGGCAAGGGAAGAAUUCAAAAGAAACAAAAAUGCCACCGAAGAGGAUACAAUCCGGAUGAUGAUUACUCAAGGCAAUAUGCAGCUCAAGGAGUUAGAAAAAACACUUGCCUUAGCCAGAUCUUAACUACAACAUUAUUCUGAAAGAUUUUGAAAGUUUCCAUGUAUUUAGUUGAGCUGAAGUUCAACAAUGGGCAGCCCCAAAUCAAGUGAAACUGUAUGUAAAGCCUCUUGGCAGGAUCUCAGAACAUGGAGAAUGGCAGUUCACAGAGAGUCAAGAAAAGUACGUCAGAGCAAUUGCCUCAGCACUGGAAAACUUACCUGUGUUUUGAAAAUGUUUUUGGAUGGGUCAGCAGUUUUUGUAAGAAGCAAAAAUCAGUCUGAUAGAUGGUCAGCACAUAAAAAGAUGUUCAGCAGCAUUAAUCAUCAGGGAAAUGCAAAUAAAAACCACCCAGAGAUACUAUUCACAUCCACUAGAAUGGCUGUAAUUAAAAAGGGAGAAAAUUGGAAAUGUUGGUGAAGAACCUGGAACCCUUUUACGUAAAAAUUGCUGGUGGGACGAUAAAAUUGUGCAGUCUCUUUGGAAAACAGACUGAGUUGCCCAAAAGAGUAAAUAGCAUUAUUCAUGACAGCCAAAAAGUAGACAGUUCAAGUGCUCAUUAGUUGAUUUAAUGGUUAAGUAAAACCUGGUAUACCCAUACAAUAAUUAUUUAGCAAACAAAAAGGAAUGAAGUAUUGAUACAUGCUACAUCUGGAUAAAUCUUGAAAACAUUAUUAAGAGGCCAGUCACAAAAGAUCAUAUAUUAUGAUUCCAUUUAUGUGAAUGUACAACUCUUGAGUAUACAAAACCACCGAAUUACACAUUUUAUAUGUAUGGUAUAUGAAUUGUAUCUCAAUAAAGCUGUUUUUCCCCCGA
Messenger RNA from Phacochoerus africanus (Common warthog), 1111 nucleotides. It is a transcript of the gene LYRM2, whose product is annotated as LYR motif containing 2. The record is from RefSeq and is a predicted model, not a curated record. The transcript has 3 exons. Bases 56 to 322 code for a protein of 88 amino acids. Gene Ontology annotation, cellular component: mitochondrion. Lineage: Eukaryota; Metazoa; Chordata; Mammalia; Artiodactyla; Suidae.